This is a messenger RNA of Trichomonas vaginalis G3, 1434 nucleotides long. RefSeq names its product protein ubiquitination. The record is from RefSeq and is a predicted model, not a curated record. Gene Ontology annotation, molecular function: protein binding. Lineage: Eukaryota; Parabasalia; Trichomonadida; Trichomonadidae. The transcript has a single exon. The coding region runs from base 1 to 1434 and encodes 477 amino acids.
AUGUCCAGUGUGUGUGACCUGACGCUUAAUCUCGAUUAUAUUAUUUCAAAUGCCCACGAAUAUAUAAAGGAUAACAGGUUCAUAGAUAUAUUUGAUACAGAAGAUUUGCAAAUAAUUUUUCAAAAAACUACAUUAACAUUGGACGAAUAUAUAUCUAUUCUAGAAUUAUGCUUGAAGAAUGCAAAUAGUGAUAAACUAUUAACUUUUAUUCUCAAUGCAAAUGUUUUAAUAAAAAACACCCAGGGAGCCACAAAAGUAUGGAGCAUUCAAGAAAAGAAUGGAAUAUUCAGUAAAUUUCAGUUUUAUGAUAAUUUAAAAUUAUCUGAAUUAAUGGAAACCAAAGAACAAAAUAAUAUUCUCAAUAAUAAAAUAGAAAACAUGAUGAAAGAGAAUGAAUCACUAAGAAUUCAAGUCAAAGAAAUGAAAAACGAAAUCAAAUCUUUAAAAAAUCAAAUAAAAGAAAAAGAUUUUGUUAUUUAUGAGUACAUUAAGAAUAAUUUCAAUAGAAUUUACAAAGUUCUUGAAGAAUUAACAGAUAGUGGAUGCAAAAAAGCUCUUUUAGAGACGAAAGAUGAAAAAGGAAAUACUCCUCUUCUAAAAGCUUGUGAAGAAGGGAACAAUCAUCUUGUUACAUUACUAAUUGAUAGUGGAUGCAACAUAAAGACUGCAAAUAUUGAAGGAAAUACUCCAUUAUGUCUGGCUUCUAGUAAUGGACACUUUGAAAUUGUUAAACAUCUUCUGUCAAAAGGAGCUGAUAAAGAAGCAAAAAAUAAUUUUGGAAACACUCCUCUAAAUUGUGCUUCACUUGGAGGACAAUUAGAAAUUGUUAAACAUCUAAUUGUAAACUAUGCUGAUAUUGCAGUCCAAGAUAAAUAUGGAAAUACACCACUUCUUCUUGCAUCAAUAAACGGCAAGUUAGAUGUAGUUAAUUAUCUAAUUUCAAUCGGUUUCAAUAUAGAAGUGAAGAGCAAAAUUGGAAACACGCCAUUGAUUUGUGCUUCAGCAAACGGAAAUUUAGAAGUUGUUAAAUACCUUAUAAAAGCAGGAGCAAACAUUGAAGCUAAAAACAAUAAUGGAAAUACUGCAUUAACUCUAGCUUCACAUAGCGGGAAACUCGAAAUAGUAAAAUUUCUCAUAGAAUCCGGAGCAUGCAAAAAUACAAAAAACAAAAAUGGUGAUACUCCAUUAAUUAUUGCUUCAAAAAGCAGGCAUCUUGAAGUUGUUAAAUAUUUCAUCUCUUUAGACGCAAAUUUAGAAGAUAAGAAUAAAAAGGGGCAUACUCCACUCAUCGCUGCUUCUCGUGAAGGACAUUUUGAAGUUAUGAAAUAUCUUAUCUCAUGUGGAGCAAAUGUAAAUGCAAAAGAUAAGCAUGGAAAUUGUGUGAAACUUUUGGAAAAUGAUAUUACUAAGAAAUCAAGUCAUAAUGAUGUUUAA